AUUUGAGAAAUUUAAAAAUAAUCACUGUUGAAACCGGUAAAGUAAAACAAGAUUCCUCGAGUGACGAAAAAGACUGCUACCAGAGUAAUUCCCAAGUUGUGAGAGGAAGAAACAGAGUCGCGCACGGCGGCCAUGGCGUCGGGAGGAGGAAGCAGCGGUGGAGGUGUGGAGUGGCACGUUAGGCCUCCGAAUCCCAAAAAUCCAAUCGUCUUUUUCGAUAUAACCAUCGGUUCCAUCCCCGCCGGUCGUAUCAAAAUGGAACUCUUCGCUGAUAUCGCUCCUAAAACUGCCGAAAAUUUCAGACAACUAUGCACCGGCGAAUACAGGAAAGCAGGGCUGCCUGUUGGUUACAAGGGCUGCCAAUUUCAUAGGGUUAUUAAAGAUUUUAUGAUUCAAGCUGGAGAUUUUGUUAAGGGUGAUGGUAGUGGAUGUACUUCCAUAUAUGGCCAUAAGUUUGAAGAUGAAAAUUUCAUUGCCAAGCACACUGGUCCUGGGCUUCUAUCAAUGGCAAACAGUGGUCCAAAUACCAAUGGUUGUCAGUUUUUUAUCACGUGCGCGAAAUGCGAGUGGCUUGAUAAUAAGCAUGUUGUAUUCGGGAGGGUGAUUGGAGAUAGUCUUCUUGUUGUUCGGAAGAUUGAGAAUGUGGCUACAGGACCAAACAACCGGCCGAAACUACCAUGCAUUAUAGCCGAGUGUGGGGAAAUGUAAAACUUGUAAUUCAUUUACCCAUAAAUGAAAUUGCUGUAAAAAUUUUUUUUUAACAAUCUCAUUAUAAAUCUUAAUUAUAUUUGUUUUUUUCUUUUUUGAGACAA
Molecule: messenger RNA, 812 nt
Organism: Gossypium raimondii (Peruvian cotton)
Lineage: Eukaryota; Viridiplantae; Streptophyta; Magnoliopsida; Malvales; Malvaceae
Product: peptidyl-prolyl cis-trans isomerase CYP22
Exons: 7
Coding region: 133-708 (191 amino acids)
Biological process (GO): protein folding; protein peptidyl-prolyl isomerization
Cellular component (GO): intracellular membrane-bounded organelle
Molecular function (GO): peptidyl-prolyl cis-trans isomerase activity
Source: RefSeq, a predicted model, not a curated record